Messenger RNA from Porites evermanni, 7880 nucleotides. The record is from the annotation of a GenBank genome assembly. NCBI's taxonomy places the organism in Eukaryota, Metazoa, Cnidaria, Anthozoa, Scleractinia, Poritidae.
AUGCCUAAGGAACGGACAGAAGUGAGCUGUUGUGUCAAAUACUUGCUCUUCUUCUUCAAUGUGUUCUUCUGGGUAAGUUUGGUUGAAAAAUGACAGAAAUAUAUAGACAUGGUGAUUAGCAAAUGUCAUAGACUGAGUGAGGAGUGAAACUGCUAAACAAUUCGAAACGCUACCACAAUGCACUUGAUUUUGUUGUUCCUUAUUACACCUCGUCCAUUAAAAUAAACUGCUGUAAAGUACAAUGAGCUUUAACGCUAUGAAGAUUCAUUUUGUAAGCAGCUACGUAGCUGGUAAGUUUAUAUAAGUACACGAGAGGCGAUCGCGUACUCACACAUACAUGUCUCGUCAAGUUACUUCCACUUUCCUAUUGUCACGUUUUAUACUGCUGAUGAGUUUGAGAUUCGCUUGAUUUUAGAAUUCAACUAUGUUUACUUGCCUUCUUUUUUAUGGUAUCUCAUAUUUCUCAGUAUUGCUCGCCGUACGUGUGUCGUCAUGUCGUUUCCUUGUCGCCACUUGGCGUUGUUCAUGUUGUUAUAAUAUAUAUACACGACGUAAAUAGGCUCUUGACGAGUCUACCAAAAAGUACUUAUCCAGCCUUCGGUCGUCAUUGUGUAGAUCGUAAUCAGAAAAUAUAUUAACGUAGUAUUGUAUGCACCGCUGUUUUUUACUGAAUUUUUUUAACUUAAUUUUCUGAUACGUCCCAAGCUUUUCCAAAGGUGUACAUGUGUUUUCCAUUGUUUGUUUGCGAGUUUGAAAGCUUUUCGAAUUUCCGAACACUGAUACUAGCUCAGCUGUAAUGAUUAUUACGGUAAUAAUAAAAACAACAUGUUUAUAAACAUUUCUCAAACUACCUAUUUAUAUCAUGGUAAACUAACCAACUCGAGAGCGUUUUCCAAUUGGACUAGAACAUAGGCCUUAGUUCAAACAAAACUUAGGCCCAGUUCAGACGUCGUGCUUCUGCCGUGCCGAACUAAAUUCAGGAAUUAAGUUCGACAAAAGCACGGCAGAAGCACGGAGUCUGAAUCAAACUUUUGAAUUAAGUUCGGCAAGCAAUUAAGUUCGACAAGCGCUGCCGUGCUACACAGCUCUGGCACGACAGCAAUUCAAACGUCGUGCUUCCUGCCAUGCUAAACAAAAUUCAUAAAUUAUAUUAAUGUAUUUUGGCGAGAUUGUGUUCCCACGGGGAGUUGGGAGAAGAAUUGUUAUGAGGCAUCAGUAAAUCCUGAAUUUGGUUCGACUCUGGCACGACAUCUGAAUCAAAGUUGUUUUCCUACUGUGCUACAGUCGAACCGAAUUACAAUUAAGUUUGGCACAGCAGAAGCAAGACGUCUGAACUGGGCCUUAUUGUUAUACAGCUGAAAAUUUUUUUCCCAAAAGCUCAUGCUCUCAUUGGUUACUUUGAACUCACAUGACAUCUAACAAUGAAACUGUUUCCUGCCAAAAUCUAUAGCUAUGAGCGGGCUAACAUUACAAAAUCUAUGACAUCAAAGGGUAACAGUGCGCUGUUGCCCGCGAAUGUUGAACAAUGACCGCUGUUACAGUGAGGGUUAAUGAAUUUCCACAACCUGAUUAUGAUAUUAAACACUUAAAGACUGGUCCCUUGGGAAACAGUUAAUUUUGUUUUCUGAGAAUCUCCACCUAGGGAAACAUUGAGGUUCUUGGGAAACAAUAUUAACUGUUUCCCGAUGGACCAGUCAUUAAGAGCAACGGUCAGGAAAUAUUGACCAUCGAGCAGCAAGAGUUGAGAAAUCGAUUUCCUUCAUUUUUUGUUCAUAAAUAGCUUUUAGGUAGAUGAGUAAUCUAAUGUCAGUUGUUCUCGCAAAAAGCCUCUUAUUUUCGAGGAAAGUGAGAAUAUUAGUUUUCAUGGUCAGAGUCUCAAAAUGGCCAUAUUUUCAAGCCGAAAUUUGCUAACAUCAACUCUCCUCGCGUUCGCAAAUAAAGCCGCAAGGAGAAAUUUGGACACUUUCCAUCAAUAGAACAACUCUUCUUCUUUCACUAGAACAUACUUUCAAAGCAAUAUCAAGACUUGUUGAACUGACAUAAUUAAAAAACGAAGAACAGGUUAGGCUUGCCAGGAUUUACAAUUUUUCUAUUUUACUUCAUGUCUCCUUUUCCCCCUGAUAAGGGGUAUCAAAUGGUAAUUUCAAUACUUUGCAAGACUUUGAGACCCCAGUUUUAUAAUUUGAGACAUUUGAUGAGUUUAACAAGACGUAAAAUAAAUUUUUGACCCUGAGACAUAAAGUCACACAAAAAGACCAGUCGCAAAUGCUGUCGAGAUUUCAAGAUCAGGCCAACAUUUUUGGGGACCCACAUUUUUUGAGGAAGCAUUCUGCACCCCUCAGAUACUGUUCAUCUGAUUUCUGAAAGCUUUAAACAUUUAUAAAUUUUGGUAAAAUUUUGUUUGGAAAUGACAUGUUUCAUCUCUCUUUCAACAGCUGAUAGGUGGCUUGAUAGUUGGUAUUGGACUCUACGCUCGCUUUGAAAAGACGGCGUAUCAAGACUUCUUCAGUGAUAUUGUUUUGGAUCCAGCCUUUGCACUGAUCAUUGUCGGUAGCAUCAUGUUUAUCCUGGGAUUCACUGGAUGUAUUGGUGCUUUGAGGGAAAAUAUCUGCCUACUGAAAUUUGUAUGUUGAGUUGCUUAAUAAUAUUAGGACGGGUCUGCUUAAACUUUCUCAUUGUUUCCUCUUUCUCGUCAUUACAAAAAGAUUGUGGAUGUUCCAGAAAGUGCCAAGAUUAUUGACACUUCCACCCCUUUGGAAGGUCUCUAACAACUGGGCAUGAAGGGCCUAGCUACCAUCCACAUCAAAACUCAGUUGAGAUGUUUUGACAAAUAUGCCAUUUACACCAUUGUUCUGAUACCUUAAAAAAAUUGGUGAACAAAGGGCAAAUUCAUUGCUUCCCCUGUCCCCUCUGCAAUUUGCACUGCUGGUCACGUUGCCUGUGGCCACAACAAACAAGACAGUUAGGAAGGGAGGGCUAGUAAUGUUGGUGACUGUCAAUUCCUUUGAGUUUUGUGUCUACUCUUAUUAGACUGAGUGGCUGUUAAUUGCUGGUGUUAACUCAGGUAUAAAUAUAAGGAAAACUGAAGGAUUUUAGCUAGAGAUGAGAGUGAAUUGCAAUAUUUGCAAUUGGUAAAUUACCAUUCACUCCUAUAUGUUUAUUUUUGUUUCUCUAUUGCAUACUGAAGUUUAUUUCGUGUACAUGUACAAGCUAACAAAUGUUUUUUCAAUAACUGAUCGUUUGUGACCCUGAUUGCACAUAAACUCAUUGUAUUUUCUUAGUUCUCCGUUAUCCUAGCCAUCAUCUUCUUCCUUCAGUUAUCCCUUGGAGUGUUUGUCUUUGUGUUUCAAGAAAAGGUGAGAAGUAAGCCUUAUUUGUGUUUACUUACAGCAGUUCUUUUGAAAUGCUAAAAUUUUACAGAGAUGUUAAACCCAUCAACAAUAGAUGGGUGUGGGGAAGGUGCCUGGUGAAACUGAAGGGAGCCACAAGUGAACUGGAAGGUAACCAUGACAACCCUGUGAGAGGCAUCCACCAGGCACCAUCACACUGAGAACCUCAGUGGAGAAAUGUCCAGAUACUUAUCGAAAAAUAACCAGAGGGAAGGGAAGGCUGGGAGCCAGAUUGGCUAAAGCUACUCUAUGUAAAAACGUGAGCGAAAUGAUUGACCUCAGUGAAAGCACUGCAAAAAUUUCUUAAGCCCAAGACCGCCCCAGAUAUGAUUAGUGAUGGAAACCAACGGCCAGCAUUGUCUCUUGUUUAACCUCACCUAAAUUAAAGUUAGCCACAUUUAAACUAGACCAUAUACAUUUCAACAAAAUGAACUAGACAGCCGUGGCACAGAGGUACAAUACCAGUGUAUUAUAUGUUUUGCAUAGUUUAUGUAACUAAAUAGUUGUAAUUUCAUAUUUUUCUUCAACACAAGGGGGGUUGUUCUUCUUUUAGGGGCAAUAAAUGUUUAUUUCUUGGUCUGGAUUCAUAAUGUGAAAGGAUUAGACUGGAAAGUGAUAAUUUUUUGAUGAAAUAUUUCAGUUGAAUCACUUAACUUUCAUCAGCCUGAUCUCUUAUUAAUAUACUUUUCAGUUAUUUUUAAACAUGUAUAUUGAUAAUGAGAUUAAGAAUCAUGUUUACUGCAAAUGGCAAAUGUCAUUUUGAGGUUGACAACUUCUCAAAGUACUUAGUAGGAAGGGAGCAGAGAUGAUAAUGUGCAAAAUCUUCCUAAAGGCUGGUUUUCACUAGAGAUGGAGUCAGAGUCGCAGUCGUAAGUGGAGUGGUAAGAGCGCUUAUGACCUAGUGAAAACCAAAAAUCGGUGUCAUAAGCAGAGUCAUAAGUGCGACGGAAUUGGAGUCAGAAGAAUCAGAGCGUUUUCAUUUCUUCCAACUCCGCUUAUGACUCCCUCGCUUACGUUCCGCUUGUGAUCUAGUGAAAACCAGAUUGUCGGAGUUGGAAGCAGAAGCAGAAGGAUAAACCAAUCACAAUGCAUACAUGUUCCCACGCUUUGUGAUUGGUUUCGUUCUUCUGCUUCUGCUUCCGACUCCGACAAUCUGGUUUUCACAAUGGAGUCGUAAGCGGAAUCGGAGUGCUGUUUUCACUAGAUCAUAAGCUCUAAGCUUUUGAUUAAGACUCCAACUCGAACUCGGACUCCUUCGCUAGUGAAAACCAGCCUUUAUGGAUGAACCUAUUUCUGACGCACUAUUUAUUAUUGUGCAGAUACAAUGAUAACAAUUAUAAUAAAUGUUACGGGACAACUUGGUCACGCAUGUACAUUAAUUACUAAAGUUGGUCAUUUCCUACCAAUGUGAUACUAAAUCUCACUAACAUUACAGAGUAGUUGGCUGGUACAAAUAAAGCAAUCAGUUGCCAAUUUCCCAGCACGUAGGACAACCAUUUAUACAGGUUUCAAUUGACUGUGCAGUAAAAUUCUGUACUUGCACAUCUCAUUCAUUAACUCCUUCACUCCUAGUCCAAAGAAAAAUUCGCCAAAAACUCACAAUUCUUUUUGCAAAAUCCUAACUAAUGAAUAGUACCGUGGAAAUGUUCUACAAAGAGGUUUUGUUUAAAUGAUAACACCACUGGAUUUUGUUGGCAGUUUCAAAAGUUAGUUGCCAUAACUUGUACUAAUCCAGCAGUGAAAUAACUAAAGCUGUAGUAGUGUUUCUGCCAAGUGUGGUGAAGCCACUAAUUUUAAUGAUGAUAAUAAAAAAACACUGCAUUGAAUAUUAUUUACAUUUCAGGUUGAAGGUGUUGUUUCAGAGAAAAUAAAAACUACGAUAGAGAAGUACAGAGAUAAUGUUGAUUUGCAAGUGCUGAUUGAUGGAGUCCAACAGGAAGUAAGACUGUUAAAUGUCAUCUUGUUCAUCGGCCAUCUCCCUUUUUUCUCCAUUUAGCAUGAUCUGACCAACCCAAAUUUUUGGCAUUUUUCCAAAAAACGUAAGCAUGGCAUAAACUAGCUAGUGAAUUAUUAAUUCUUUUAAAAAUGAGCAUUGUAACAGCAUUUCAUGUUACUAAGUACUAUUUUUUAACCUGAAUGACAAAUAAAAUGUUAAGCCUUCUGCUACAGUUCACAUCCCACAGGUCACAUCCAGUGCCUCCCAUGGUAGAAUCUUCAUGUCUGCAUGAGAGGAACAGAUAGAAACAGGAACAUUUUUGCUACAGUAUUGUGCAUUUUGUUGACCAAAAUAUGAAAACAUUAACUUUUAAUGUGGCCCUCAUCUCCAACAAGGAAUUUUUUUCUUAAUAGCUCUAUUUGAAAAAAUCAACUCUUCAUGAAGCUGUGAUGCUUGAUAUAUCCUGGGUAGGACUUCCUGCUCUAACAUUUGCCUAAAGUAAGGGUUGCUUGGUGGACGUCGACCAUGUCUGGUUGUUUCCAGCCUCCAUAGAAAUGAUGCCCUCACAUGGCCAUUUAGAUUUGGAACCACUCCAUAAUUUACAUUUUUCUUAUCUUGCCUCCAACAGUUCAAGUGUUGUGGUGGAAGCAGUUACAAUGACUGGCAAAAUAAUGUCUACUUCAACUGUUCAUCCCCUGGAGCAGAGGCCUGUGGUGUUCCUUUUUCUUGUUGUCAAUCCGUACGUAGAAUUUCAUUUUUAUCAUUAUUUUUCUUUUUUUUUAUAACAUUGCUAUAGGACAAUCUUUAAUACACCAUGUGUAUGUCUGACAGCCCUGUUAUGUGACAACUUUGAUAUAUAAAAUAGAAAAUAAACUCAAUCAAAAAACAUCCCCUAAUCAUUCAUAAUCACCCUUCUAGGUGUGUUGCAAGUGCCAAAUGAAAUUCAGAUUAAAGCUAUAGUUUCAACCUGAGUUGAAAGUCAAUUUCCUUUGUUUCCGAACCCUAAUUGUUAGUCAAAAGAUAUUAUCAUGAUUGAUAUAGGGUUCAUUAUUUGCAAAAAAAUGCAUUUGGUGUUCUUUGCAUUGUUUCGUUAAAAUUGGAAGUAAACGAAACUGAUUAACUUCAUUUCAUUAUGCUCCCUUAAAAUUGUAAUCUUAAGAUUUUCCAUCAUAAACACCUACAAGAUUAUUCUGCAUGUUUGUUAGCAGCUAUUUGUAAAACUAUGUUUUUAUUUUUAAUUUAUGCAGUCAUUUGUCAUCAUUAAAGUAUACCAUUUUCUUUCCUUUUCUUUUUAGGAUACUCUUAACACACAGUGUGGGUAUAAGAUAAGACUACCCAAAUAUACUGUAAGUCCAUAUUGAGUUUUUAUCUAAAAUUAUAAGGGGGAUUGUUUUAGUCCCUGAUAAGGGCUUUAUGAUGUGAUGGGCUUCUUUGGUAGAAUUAUAUUACUAUUAUUGGUUGUUGAAUAAAUAUGAUAAUCAUCAUAGUACAGUGGUUGAGUGAUCAGUCUUUCAUUUUAAUAAUAGUUUUGUUGUAGUGUACUUGUCAGGUGACAUUUGAUCUGAAUCUAACAAGAAAUAAUAUGUAUACAUUUUGUCAUCUUGUUUAUUCAAACAGUUCAAAGGUUUCCUUCAUCUCACGCUCAUUAGCAACUUUGUUCUUGCUUUAGGACACUGAUAGAGCAGCAGUUAUUUACACUCGUGGCUGUCUUGAUGCUGUUAAGGAGUGGUUCAAGGAAAACAUGAUAAUUAUCGGUGGGGUAGCAGUUGGAUUGGCUUUAUUGCAGGUAAUUUAUUUAUUAGAAAUUACCUUUCUAACAAUGUUAGCUUCUCAGUGACAUCCUAUAAUGCUAAGAUAUGCUAACGGCUUGAAACAUUUGAGCCACAGGGAGUUGCUACUGGGAUCAGGCCUGACCUGGAAGAUGGGAAGUCAGAGAAUAUGGAAAAAAGGCUGAUGCAUGCCAAUGACUAGCAGACUAGCAUUCAAGAGGAAAUGAAACAUGACUUCUUGGAUCAAGAAAAUGAUUUUUUCGAUCCAGCAAGUCACACUACAGGUUCAUGCUAUGUAGCGUGCCGAUGACCACAAUUACCCCUUUUCUUUUGACUAGAAAACAAAGUAAAUUGAUAUAAUGAUAAGCAAUGAAUAGAGCAUAAAUAGACUCUCCUUGUUUGCAAACUGAAUCAUACAGUAUUUUGUAUCUGGCCUUCAGAAUUAUCGCGUUUCUUACUGACAGACAUUAUGGGCAUUACAAGCACGACAUCACUGCAUGUGUUGCAGUUGUAGUUUCUAUGGAAACUGCAAACACAAAAAGGGAAGAAGAGAGUGAAAACUGGGUACUAACCAGUAGAGAAGUGACUAGAUACUGAAAGAGAAUGAAAGGUAGCCUCCCACGCACACGUUCCUGCCUUGCGAAAGAACGUCUGCGUGGGAGACUAAAAUGAAAGGGGAAUGUUUCUAUUUUUUUUCUUUUCUAGAUCAUGGGAAUUUGUUUUGCAAACAGUCUCAUAUCAGAUAUCAAGUUGCAGCUGGCGAGAUGGGACAGAGACAUCUACUGA